CAAUCAUCUUUUGUAGUUGUACAGGUGGUAACCGGUUUGUUCAUUUGGGAGUGAAGGGUUGAGAUUAUUUUUGGAAAUCCAAUGGCUAGAAUGAUUUGGGGGCAUCAUGGUCUUCACAGCCGAACCACCCUCGUCCUCCUCUUCAAAUCCAUCCUUCUUUCCUCUUCGUUCUCACCGUUUCCCCUUCUGUUUCUCUUUCUACAUCUCACAAAUUGAAGGUCGUCUCUCUCAAUCAACAUCAAUUCAACUCACCGACGCCGGAUUAAGGUUCGACAAAUUUAGAGAUGGCAAGAGUGGUCCUCUUUCGCCUUGUUCGAUCCCAAGCAUCCCAUCAUCAUCCCACUUCCACAAACUUCCCCUUCCUCUCAGUCUCAGGCUAUAAUCCAUGUAAGUUUGGGACACGUUCUCACUUGCAGAGUGCCAAUAACAUCCUUAACUCUUCUGCGCAAUUUCCUGUUGCUCAAAAAAGAUGGGCAUCCCAAUCCAGUGCAGCAGAAGAUCACAACAAAUUCGGCAUUGCACCCCAUAGAGGGGGAGAACCUAAGGACGAUGAUAAGGACACCAGUGGGAUAGUUUAUUACGGUCCAAUCUCAAAUACCCUAAAGCACGUGAAGCUGCUCUCUCUUUCCACCUGCUGCCUAUCCGUAUCUUUGGGCCCUGUCAUAACGUUCAUGACAUCAACUGACACGAAUGUGAUCCUCAAGGGUGCAGUGGCAUCUUCAGUUAUAUUCUUCAGUGCUUCGACCACCGCUGCUCUUCACUGGUUUGUGAGCCCUUAUAUUCACAAGCUGAGGUGGCAGCCCGGUUCAGACAGCUUUGAGGUUGAGAUGAUGUCAUGGUUGGCAACAUUUGUUCUGAAAACCAUUAAGUUUGCGGAUAUCAGGAUGCCGGAGACAAACAGGCCUUAUGUGACAUUUAAAGCAAAUGCAUAACAUUAUGCCAGGAAACACAGGACAACCACGCCAUUGCCAAACGUUCGAUGUAGUAAUCCUUCUUUUGCUCUCCAAGGAAAGGCGAAGUACUGUAGACCAGGCCAUUGUCGAACGUUUGAUGUGGUAAUCCUUCUUUUGCUCUCCAAGGAAAGGUGAAGUCCUGUAGACCAGGACAUGUGCCAUGGCGCAAAGACUCUUUACUUGUCUAAAAGCGAGGGAUGUUCUUAAAAGAGUUGCCAGGGACGGAGUCAUAUAUAUAUUCCUCACCAUAAGAGUAAUCUUGUACAAUAUGAUGACGCUGCUAAAGAUGAUGACUAACCUAGUUGUGACUCAGGCUAUGAGUAGGUUGGACUGAACCAUGUAAACCUAAGGAAGGAGGCAAACCAAACCCGGAAAAAGCACCUCCCUCCUGGCUAGCUAGCCUUGCAAGAGCGGGUGUGUACGUGGGAGAAUAGAACUGAGCAUCAAGGCUGGCUGCAAGAAGCCAAAUCUAGAAUUCAACUGGAAGUACCUUCUGUCAUACUUCACUAAGUAAUACUCCCUCCGUUCCUUUUUAAGUGUACUGCUUCGUAACUCCAACUUAUUAAAAAGACAUCAUCAUUACACUUUUCACAUCAACUUUUUCUUCCACUUUCCCUAUUUACCCAUCAUCAUUACACUUUUACUCACUAACUUUUCAAAAUAAAAUUUACUUUUAGGGACAAAAUAGACAAUACACCAACUUUUACCUCCCUAACUUUACAAAAUGGACACUUAUUAAGGAACAGCCCAAAAUGGAAUACUGGACACAAAAAAAGGGACGGAGGGAGUAGGAGUAUACGUAUUAAUUUGAGUUCAAUGUUCCUGUGCCCAGAUUUUU
Molecule: messenger RNA, 1791 nt
Organism: Rhododendron vialii
Lineage: Eukaryota; Viridiplantae; Streptophyta; Magnoliopsida; Ericales; Ericaceae
Exons: 4
Coding region: 285-932 (215 amino acids)
Biological process (GO): mitochondrial proton-transporting ATP synthase complex assembly
Cellular component (GO): mitochondrial membrane
Source: RefSeq, a predicted model, not a curated record